Macrosiphum euphorbiae (potato aphid) is the source of this 2304-nucleotide messenger RNA. NCBI's taxonomy places the organism in Eukaryota, Metazoa, Arthropoda, Insecta, Hemiptera, Aphididae. The record is from the annotation of a GenBank genome assembly.
AUGGCGACACGUACAUCCAUUAUAGUGUUUGCAAUACUAUUGGCUUACGUAUGCAAUACGAGUGCCAUUCUAUCUGAACAGCUCGACUGUCCAGAAGAUUGCGAUUGUCAUUUCUUCAGAAUUAACUGGGUAACUGACUGUUCGGACAGUAACUUGACAGGCAUGCCAUACGAAGGACUCGACGGCAAUGUCUACGUACUUAAUAUGAACGGAAAUCUCCUAAAAGAAAUCGAACCGUUCCCGGCCGAUAUCAAACUUAGGACAUUGCAGUUGUCUGAGAACUUUUUAACAAAAAUUCAAAAAACAACAUUUGCCGGACUCCAUUACCUGUUGGAUAUAGAUUUGUCAUCUAACUUGAUCAAUUAUGUUGAUCCUGAAGCAUUUGUGGAUAGCGCUGGAUUAAUUACGUUAGAAUUACAAGGAAAUCCAUUGGAACAAGUUGAAGGUCCAUUCUUAUACUCAAAGUCUUUGCUGUACCUGUACCUGGCAAAUAGUCAUCUAACAAAAUUAUCACCACAGUUUUUCGCCAAUAUCAGUGGUCUAGACAAACUUGAUAUUUCCGGAAACCCUCUUCAUAUCAUUGAACCAGGCAUAUUUGAUCCUCUUACUAGUUUAAAACAUCUAAUUCUUAAUAACUGCAAUCUUACACACAUAUCAAGCGUAGCAUUUAGUAGUCUUGGGCACCUCACGGUAUUGGAAUUGGCUGGAAAUAGUCUCAAAAGUCAUGUUGACUGGACUUUAAUACUGGGUAAUUUAGGCAGAUUGGAACAUCUUGAUUUAAGACAGUCGGGUGUAUCAAAUUUACCAGAAAAUGUUUUUUUCAAUAAUACUUGGCUAAGAGGUUUGGUGUUGGCUGAAAAUGAAUUAUCUGAUCUCGACGUGGCUACUACUUUAGGUCACAAUUUAGUUCAUUUAGAUUUUCUUGACCUCAGUUACUGUCAUUUAAAAGGUCCUUUGUCUGAAGAUGCGUUCGCUAAUGCUACGAAAUUGCGUACCCUUAUAUUAUCUGGAAACCAUUUAUCUGCAAAUGAUUUGGCAGUAGCCUUAUCGCCUUUAUUAAAGCUUGUAAAACUUUCAUUAAGAGACUGUGGAUUGACACGGUUACCAGCUAACACAUUUCAUAAAUUUACUAGUUUACAAGAAUUGGACCUAUCAAGAAAUCCUUUGAACAAUGCAUUUACAGCACUAUUAUCUCCAUUGGAAUCGUUGGAACAUUUAGAUAUGGGUUAUAGCAACUUGCAACGAAUAUCAAGAACGACUUUCUUAAAAAUGUCUGCUUUAAAAACGCUUAUUUUGUCUGGAAAUAAACUUAAAAGUCUCGAAUCAGGUUUAUUCCAAAAUCUUACGCGUUUGGAAGUAUUAGAGUUGAAUAACUGCGGACUUAGUCGUCUAAAUGAUACAGUGUUCUACGAUAAUUUUACAUAUCCAGACUUGGAAGAGUUAAGACUUUCGGGAAAUCCUCUUCAAGUUCCUGAAGAAGGGCCAAUACUACCACCUCAAUUAUCUGGUUUAAAAAAUUUGGAUAUGAGUAAAUGUAAUUUGAGUCAUUUACCUGUCGAUGCUUUCACAACAACGCCCAACAUUAGCCAGUUAUUGUUGAACGAUAAUAAAUUAAAGAGUGACGAAGAAGGAUCUAUGAAGUUUUUAGAAUCACUAACUGGAUUGGAACAAUUGGACUUAAGUUUCAAUAAUAUAACGGCAAUUAAGCCCGAUAAAUUUGGAUAUAACCAUCAACUUAUGUCGUUACGACUGGUCGGUAACCCUUGGAAAUGCGACUGUUAUGUUGUGGAUAUGUGGGAAUGGGCUGCAUCGUCUAAAGGAAAUAUAGGUGUGUUGGUUGGUUCUACAAAAUCAAUUGCUUCCAAUGUAAACAACAAAAAGACCAAAGGAUUGGUGUGCAAUUUCGAUCCUAAGAGCACGCCUGUUAAGGAAGCUAAACUAAGAAGACCUGGAAGAGAGCUCACAUCUAGUGUGCAACGCACGUGGGCCAGGUAUGUGCGCGAGGCGAAUUGUCCACACAGCCCAGUGGCAGCAAGACCAGCCAGAAUCGUUACUAGGGAAGUUCACGACUACCAGCCAAUGUUGUCAGAAAUUGAAAAAGAAACAGAAAAUAAAUGGUUGCCUCUAAUAAGUUUCUGUGCUGUUUUGUUGUUGGUUUCAGUAGUGAUGAUGAGUGUUUUAAUAAAGCGUAAAGAAAAUCCCACAAAGAAAGAUAAAGACAUUUCAUGUGAUUAUUCACAAGAAGACAAUGAUGUGGUGCAAUUUAAAGGAACUAAAAAUGUAUCUCGUAGAACUAUAAAAUGA